AUAAAAUACAUAAACACAAGAGUCUAUAGCUACAAGCAACAUUAUAUUUUCUCUCUGUUUUACGAACUUAUACACUCUGUUUCAAUCUCUCUCUUCAAUCUUUCUCACUCUUUCCAGGAAGGAGUUUCUCUCUCAAAAACUCCUUUCCUUUUUUUAUUGUUUCCAGAAAUUCUCUCACAGCUCUUUUCCAUAAUACUUGGGGUCGCCCUUUUGAUCGAAGCUUUCAUACUUUUGGUAGGAUGGCAAUGGAGAGUCCUAUGAGAGUGGUGGAAACCAGCAGAGGUACAAAAUGGCCCUCGUCAGAGGAUACCGCCACCUUUGGAUCUCCACUAAGAAGUAUGGCAGUAGAGGAGCUGGGAUUAUUUAUGAAUGAUCCCAGUCUACACAAACACCAAGCGGAUUUGGUCCCAAAUCGAAGUGGUAGUGCUCCACCAAGUAUGGAGGGUUCAUUUGCAGCUAUUAGGAAUCUAUUGAUUGAACAAAAUUUUAGUGUGAAUUCUAGCUUGGAUGAUUUAAGAAACAAAUUGGGAAAAUUAGAGUCCGAGGAACAAGUGCGGUCUGACCCUGCUUAUCUAGCAUACUAUUUCUCUAACAUGAACUUGAAUGUGAGGCUUCCUCCACCCAUUAUUUCAAAGGAAAACCGUGACCUGCUGCCUCACAUUCGUAGCUUUAGGAACAAUUGGAAAUUGACUUCUACGGAUGACAGUGGCAAUGGAUCCUUGCAUCAAUCUCAGGAGUCACUUUCUACUCAUAAGGAAGUGAUAGAGGAGGAUAGUUCACCUACACAAGCUUCAGAAGAUUUAGUAGAAAAUAGUGCUGCAGCAAUACUUGGAAUUGACGGGGUUUCCUCAGCAAGUCGUCAUAAAAGUUUGGUUGAUCUGAUACAGGAGGACUUCCCCCGUACGCCAUCUCCUGUGUAUAAUCAAUCUCGUUCCUCAAGUCAUGCAACAACAGAUGAACCAGUUGAUAAGAUAUUAGAACCUAAUUCAAGCAAUAUUGAUUUUGCUGAGAUUAAAUCUCUGGAUUCACAUGGCACUAUGUUGACACCCACGGAUGGUUCUUUGUCUAUUUCUCUUCAAAGCUCGUUACAUUCUGAUGAGACAGGAAGUUCACGACGAGACGAAGCUAAUGAUAAGUAUGUUAAUUUAGAUGAUAAUGCAUCAGCUAGUGGCACCUUUCAGUUGGCCACUUCCAGAACUGAGUCAAGAACUAAUUUAAAGACUGAACUCAAUCAAGAGGAGCAACAUUCUUAUAUAAAGAAUGUCCCAAAAGUUCCUUUGUCUAGACAACAAGGCAGUUCAAAUCAGGUUCAGGCGUUUCAAGGUCAAUGGAUUUCUCAAGGAAUGAAUAAUUUUGAGACUUACUUGGAAAAAGGACCCCGAAGUCAUCCCAACUUCCCCAUUGAGAUGCAGCCAUCUUUGCAUGCACCUGGAUAUACACCUCCAUUGUAUGCAACAGCAGCAGCAUAUAUGGCUUCAGGAAAUCCAUUUUAUACUAAUGUGCAGCAGUCUAAUUUAUAUGCUCAACAGUAUAAUUUACCGGCAUAUCCCAUGGGUUCUCCACUUCUUCAGCCAUUUAUGGCUGGGUAUCCUUCUCAUGGUGCACUUCCUGUGCCAUUUGGUGGUACUUCCAAUCCAACUUUUAUUGGUCAAACUGGUAAUGUUCAAACUGGGCAUGGUAUUCCUCAUGUGAGUGAUUUGCAACACCCAAGUGAAUUUUAUGGGCGGCCUGGUUCAAUGCCACAACCUUCUUUUUUGAAUCCUCUUCAUAUACAAUACUAUCCAUCUUCGGUGCAUGACAUGUAUGGUAGUUCAGUUCAGCAUGGUCAGUUGGAAUCAAGGGGUAUAACUAGUAGUCCGUUUACACAACAAGACUCCUCUUUUUCUACUUAUAUAGGUGAUCAGAAGUUCCAGUCUCUAACACAUGGAAGUAUGAGCGUGUCUCCAAGAAAAAUUGGAAUUAGUGGUAAUGGAAAUUUUCCUUUCAUGGGUGUCAUGACACAAUUCCCAACUUCUCCUCUUGCUAGUCCAAUAAUGCCGUCAUCUCCAGUUGGUAGAGCAGAUCAUUUUGGUCGACAUACUGAAAUGAGGUUCCCACAAGGCUCGAUCAGGAACCCAGGAAUAUAUCCUGGAUGUCAAGGAAAAAGAAGCAUCCACUGUGCUGAUGAUCAGAAGAAGUUAUCUUUUCUGGAAGAAUUAAAAUCAAGCAAUUCUCCCAAACUUGGACUCUCUGAUAUGGAAGGGCGCAUUCUUGAGUUCAGUAUUGAUCAACAUGGGAGUCGAUUUAUUCAGCAGAAGCUGGAACAUUGCAGUCCUGAAGAGAAGGCCUCUGUUUUCAAAGAAGUUGUUCCAUAUGCUUCAAAGUUAAUGACUGAUGUUUUUGGAAACUAUGUUAUCCAAAAAUUUUUUGAGCUUGGAAGUCCUGAGCAAAGAAAGGAGUUAGCAAAUCAACUAUCUGGACAGAUGCUACCUUUGAGUUUGCAGAUGUAUGGUUGUCGUGUGAUCCAGAAGGCUCUUGAUGCUAUUGAGCUUGGUCAAAAGACACUUCUUGUGCAAGAGCUUGAUGGCCAUGUCAUGACAUGUGUACAUGAUCAAAAUGGAAAUCAUGUCAUCCAGAAAUGUAUUGAAUGUGUCCCAGCAGAAAAAAUUGGAUUUAUCAUAUCUGCUUUCAAAAGUCAAGUCGCCAAUCUUGCUACUCACCCCUAUGGUUGCCGUGUCAUACAGAGAGUUUUGGAGUAUUGUUCAGAUGAUCUCCAAUGCCAAUGUGUCAUAAAUGAAAUACUGGAGUCUGCUAGUAUUCUUUCUCAAGAUCAGUAUGGCAAUUAUGUUACCCAGUAUCUCCUAGUGCAGGGAAAGCCACGUGAGAGGAGCCAAAUUAUUAGCAAGUUAACUGGGAUAAUUGUACAAAUGAGCAUGCACAAGUAUGCAUCAAAUGUUGUUGAAAAGUGUUUGGAGCAUGGCAAUACUGAGGAGAGGGAGCUCUUGAUUGAGGAGAUUUUGGGAGUGUCAAAGGAAAAUGAUAGUUUACUGACAAUGAUGAAGGACCAAUUUGCUAAUUAUGUGGUCCAAAAGAUGUUUGAGAAAAGCAAUGACAGACAACGGGAAAUAUUGCUGAAUCGUACGAGAGCCCAUCUCGCUGCUCUGAGGAAAUAUACGUAUGGCAAACACAUUGUUGCUCGAUUCGAACAGCUAUGUGGAGAAGGGAGCCAGACAUCAGAAUCUGAAAGUGCUUGAUUUGGAACUGCUAUUAAAAGCUGAAGGUUGAUUAAAAUGGUUGCAGAAACAUCAAAUUAGGAGCUUUUUAAUGCAAAUGUUGAAAACUUGAGAUGGGCAAGCAUUGUUUCUUUCCAAACUGUUCUACUUCAGUAUUCUGUUUAUCAUUAGCAUUUUAUUUGUAAGCAAAUGUAAGUAUUGUGUAUUAGAUUUAGUUACUUGUGUAUUUAUACAGGUGUAUAGAGAGUGCCAAAGGUCCAUAGAGUUAAAUUUAAUCUAUUUUUUUUAUAGUAUUUAUCUCCAUAUAUAUUAGCUGAUUAAGAUCCCAUUUGGAACGAGCCA
Molecule: messenger RNA, 3554 nt
Organism: Humulus lupulus (European hop)
Lineage: Eukaryota; Viridiplantae; Streptophyta; Magnoliopsida; Rosales; Cannabaceae
Product: pumilio homolog 5
Exons: 10
Coding region: 240-3233 (997 amino acids)
Biological process (GO): 3'-UTR-mediated mRNA destabilization
Cellular component (GO): cytoplasm
Molecular function (GO): mRNA binding
Source: RefSeq, a predicted model, not a curated record